GCAUUACGUGCAAAUGUUUACUUGCAAAGGUCUCCAGACACUCAACUAAAGCGCCGCACCAUGCAAUUCACAAACACCCACUGCCUUUCUACCAAAAAUCUCUCAUGGACCCCACGUGUCCACCGCUACCGCCUCCAUCCACCAACCUCCGCGGUCAGAUUAUCCCCAAUCUCCGCCGUGGCAGCAGCCCCUCCUAAACCUCCAAAAACCCACUCAAUGCCGGCCGAAAAGCAACAAGUGUUCAAGUCGCUAGAAAACUGGGCCACCGAGAACGUGCUACCAUUACUCAAACCAGUGAAAGAGUGCUGGCAACCCCAGACUUUUUUGCCCGAUCCUGCAUUGCCAUUGGAAGAGUUCAACGACCAAGUGAAGGCCCUGAGAGAACGCACGGGUGAGCUGCCUGACGAGUAUUUUGUGGUGCUGGUCGGGGAUAUGAUUACGGAGGAUGCACUGCCGACGUACCAGACCAUGAUCAAUACGCUGGAUGGGGUGAGGGAUGAGACUGGGGCUAGCUUGAGCCCCUGGGCUAAGUGGACUCGGGCUUGGACUGCGGAGGAGAACAGGCAUGGGGAUUUGUUAAGGACUUAUUUAUAUUUGUCUGGGAGGGUUGAUAUGCUUAUGGUUGAGAGGACUGUGCAGUAUCUGAUUGGAGCUGGCAUGGAUCCUGCAACAGAGAACAACCCAUACUUGGGCUUCGUGUACACCUCUUUCCAAGAGCGAGCCACGUUCGUAUGCCACGGUAACACAGCUCGGUUAGCCAAGGAAGGUGGGGACCCUGUCCUCGCACGCAUCUGCGGCACCAUUGCAGCGGACGAGAAACGCCAUGAGCUCGCCUACUCCAAGAUCGUAGAAAAGCUACUCGAGGUUGACCCAACGGGGGCAAUGCUGGCAAUCUCUGACAUGAUGAAGAAAAGAAUAACAAUGCCAGCUCACUUGAUGUUCGACGGCCAGGACCCGAGGCUGUUUGAGCACUUCUCAGCCGUGGCACAGCGGAUGGGGGUGUAUACGGCCGAUGAUUAUGCUGACAUAUUGGAGGCUUUGAUCCAAAGGUGGAGAUUGGAGAAGUUGGAGGGGUUGACGGGUGAAGGGAGGCGUGCGCAGGAUUUUGUGUGUGGGUUAGCGCCUAGGAUUAGGAAGUUACAAGAGCGAGCCGACGAGCGGGCCAAGAAGAUGGAGCUUCACGGGGUGAAGUUUAGUUGGAUUUUCAAUAAGGAGGUUACGUUGUAGAAAAAUGAAGGAGGCAAGGCGGCUUGUGCCUUUUUUUUUUGGGUCAAAAUAGGAAAAAUGAAAUCACCUGCUUUCUUUUUCUUUCA
This is a messenger RNA of Theobroma cacao (cacao), 1313 nucleotides long. Its product is annotated as stearoyl-[acyl-carrier-protein] 9-desaturase 6, chloroplastic. Gene Ontology annotation, molecular function: stearoyl-[ACP] desaturase activity. NCBI's taxonomy places the organism in Eukaryota, Viridiplantae, Streptophyta, Magnoliopsida, Malvales, Malvaceae. Gene Ontology annotation, biological process: fatty acid metabolic process. The record is from RefSeq and is a predicted model, not a curated record. Gene Ontology annotation, cellular component: chloroplast stroma.